AUGAACGAUCGACCGAAAGAGGAUGGACAAAUCGCAAAAUCAAUGGCAAUGAAAAGUGAUACUCUCCAAAGUAUUACGAGUGUUCCUCCUGUUAUCAAUUUACCCAAGCCUUCUCAAACUACUUCCGGUUCUAGUAACAUCAAGUCUACUGAUAUUUAUUCAGAUUCUGAUGACGAACUUAACGAAGAUAAAGAGGUAGAGGAAAGAUCUGCCAGACACGGCACGGCUGAGGAAGUGAUCACGGUCUCAUCUUACCCGAAACGAAAUCGUCCAUCGGUUAACUAUGACGAAGGCAUCUGGAGCAUCAAAAUACCCGGUCCAAAGCGAACUAAGCUAACUCCCACAAAUUCGGUCUCAAAAUUCCGUGGUGUCAUUGUUGGUACUUGGAAGGACUCAGAGCAACUUGACGACCACGACAAACAUAUCGUCCAUGGAUUUAUCGAUGAUCGAGAACGACUUCGGUUCAGGAUCUACGGAACAAAUCGUCAACACAGCAAGUCUCUGGCUAUUUCUCCAGGAGCUUACGGCUGCUGGGUCAAAUUCCAAAAGAUCGCCUUUGAUCCUUAUCUAAAUACAAAGACUCCCGAUCAAAUCAAAGACUACGUCAUUUUCAAGUCACAAGAAAAUCAAAAACAAUCAGAUGGGCUUUCGCGUGAAUCCCAUGACUUUGACGAUGAUGUUUCUGCUAAAGUCAAUGACAUUCAAACAUCGCCUAAACCAGAAAUUCUUCUUGGAUUUUGGGCGGACUCAAACCAGGUGAAUAAAAAAGACAAACACGCAGUAUUUGGUACCGUUACCAAUGGCAAUCGUAAAUUCAGGUUCAUGAUUCGAAAAUCUACUCGUGAUGGGCGUUUCGUGUUAGGCAAUUUUCCGCUGGGCAUUGGAAACUAUCAAACCCGAUACGAAAAGAUUGUGCUUGAGGAGCAUUUGUCUAAGCUGAAGCGCCCGGAAGUUGAACAGUAUAUUCUUAUUCGUCAAAGAGAAAUACUGGAAGGUGGUGAUCGUGAUUCGCGCAGCCAGCAACUCAACGCAGUCAGACUGGCCAAGGUUGCUGUGGCAUCACGAUAUCCGUCAGAUCGAAACGGCUCUAGCUACGAUGUUUCCAAUCCCGAUCCCGAAAUUGAACAAUCUAUCAGACACCGGGAGAUAUCGAGAGGAAAGAUAGCAGAUGGAAAGCAGCCGCCACAUCCGCAGCGAGCAAAUAAUAUUUCUGUCGACUGUACUCUGGGAGACCAAUCUGCCCCCCAAAGAAAAUCGUCGGCUGAGCGACAACUCGCAAAGUCGAUGACCAAAUUGAACAAAACAUGGGAAGCUCAACAGGAAGCGAAGACUCAGCAGCCAGUCACCUCUACACGUCCAGAGCCUUCUGCGAGUAGCAGCUCUUUGUCUAACGAUAAUGUCAAGAUACACGAUGACAUCAAAUACACGAGAAGACAGAAUGGUAUAUUCGAGGGGAAACAUGUUGGACCCCCACAGCUUUUGAAUAUAGAUGGAGAAGAUUACGUCGAGUAUCGAGUGUUGACAAAGCCGACCACUUUUUGA
This is a messenger RNA of Botrytis porri, 1542 nucleotides long. RefSeq lists its product as uncharacterized. The transcript has a single exon. Bases 1 to 1542 code for a protein of 513 amino acids. NCBI's taxonomy places the organism in Eukaryota, Fungi, Ascomycota, Leotiomycetes, Helotiales, Sclerotiniaceae. The record is from RefSeq and is a predicted model, not a curated record.